This is a messenger RNA of Jatropha curcas, 1584 nucleotides long. RefSeq names its product amino acid transporter AVT6C. The record is from RefSeq and is a predicted model, not a curated record. Gene Ontology annotation, molecular function: L-amino acid transmembrane transporter activity. NCBI's taxonomy places the organism in Eukaryota, Viridiplantae, Streptophyta, Magnoliopsida, Malpighiales, Euphorbiaceae. Gene Ontology annotation, cellular component: membrane. Gene Ontology annotation, biological process: amino acid transmembrane transport.
UUACUAAUUAUGUAUACCCAGACAACGUAAGAAAAGAGAACCCUUUUUCCGGCUGGAAUAUUCCAUUAAGGAAUGUCACCGGCCAUCGGAGAAGAUGUUCCGCUCUUGCCGGACCACAGCGCGAAAGAGAAGCGCGGGGCGUCGGUAUCCGGAGCAGUGUUUAAUGUGUCAACUAGUGUAAUAGGAGCAGGGAUUAUGUCAAUACCUGCCACCCUUAAGGUGCUAGGAGUAAUUCCUGCUUUUGUAUUGAUUGUGGUUAUUGCAUGGCUAGCUGAGAUUUCUGUUGAUUUCUUGAUGAGAUAUACACAUUCCGGCCAGUCUACGACGUACGCCGGUGUCAUGAGGGAGGCUGUUGGGCCGGUGGGAUCCAUGGCUGUGCAAAUUUGUGUUAUGAUCACUAACUUCGGUUGCUUAAUCGUUUAUUUGAUCAUCGUUGGUGAUGUCCUCUCAGGAAGUGAACAUGGAGGAUCAUUACAUCUGGGGGUUUUGCAAGAAUGGUUUGGAAUUCAUUGGUGGAAUUCACGAGCUUUCGCCCUUUUCUUGAUUGUUCUAUUUGUUAUGCUUCCCUUGUGCUUGUACAGGCGUGUAGAGUCACUAAGCUUCAGCUCAGCCGUAUCAGUUCUUCUAGCAGUAGUGUUUGUUGGGAUAAGUUCAGUCAUGGCAAUCUCUGCACUUAUAGAAGGGAAAACCAAAACUCCAAGAUUACUGCCUCACUUGGACAAUCAAGUUUCUUUUUUCGACCUUUUUACUGCUGUACCUGUAAUUGUUACAGCUUUUACAUUUCAUUUCAAUGUUCAUCCGAUUGGUUUCGAGCUUGGAAAACCUUCUGAUAUGAUAUCAGCAGUAAGAAUUUCGCUAGCAAUUUGCGCAGCAAUCUACUUUGCCAUAGGCAUCUUUGGAUACCUAUUGUUUGGGGAUUCAAUUAUGGCAGACAUAUUAGUAAAUUUCGAUCAAAGUUCCGAUACAGCAACUGGUGCAUUAUUAAAUGACAUUGUUAGAUUAAGUUAUGCCUUUCACCUUAUGUUAGUGUUUCCUCUGCUGAAUUUCUCUUUAAGGGCAAACAUUGAUGAGUUUCUUUUCCCUAAAAAGCCUAUUUUGGCAAAAGACACAAAAAGAUUUGUAUCUCUGACUCUUAUCUUGCUAACCUUCAGCUAUCUAUUUGCAAUUGCCAUUCCAAAUAUAUGGUAUUUCUUUCAGUUCGUAGGUUCAACUUCUGCAGUUUGUCUUGCUUUCAUUUUCCCAGGAGUUAUUGUGCUAAGGGAUGUUCACAGAAUAUCAACAACAAAGGAUAGGAUUAUCGCGGCGAUAAUGAUAGUUCUUGCUGUAGUAACAAGUUCUAUUGCCAUAUCAACCAAUAUAUAUAGCUCGAUGAGAAAUAAGUCUUAAUUCUUCUCUUUUUUUCUGUUUUUUCACCCUAAUGGUUUUUGUACUUGAGGUGCCUGUAUUUUUUAUAUUCUUAUGUAUUUGAGAGUUAAACAGAUGAAAGUUGAAUAGGUUUGUGUGCUAAUUAGCUUGUAAACUUGAAACUAGUGUAUUGGAAAUAAUUAAGACGUUAAUUUGAUUUAACAAGGGGUUUUUAAUUAA